This is a messenger RNA of Pseudocercospora fijiensis CIRAD86, 798 nucleotides long. RefSeq names its product wall-associated receptor kinase-like protein. The transcript is spliced from 2 exons. Bases 1 to 798 code for a protein of 265 amino acids. NCBI's taxonomy places the organism in Eukaryota, Fungi, Ascomycota, Dothideomycetes, Mycosphaerellales, Mycosphaerellaceae. The record is from RefSeq and is a predicted model, not a curated record.
AUGAAAUUCAGCGAGAGCAUAGCACUGCUCGUGCUCAGCGCAGCUUCGACAUAUGCUCAAGGAUUCGGUGGAUACUACGGCGGCAAUCCGUAUUCUGGCAGUGACGGCAGUGACGGAGGUAAUGACGAUGGAGACAGCGGGUUUGGACGUGCUGAUUUUGGUGGUUUUGGUGGUUUUGAGCUUUCAACGUACCGGACGAAACUGAUAGCACACGCUGUACUUGCAACUCUGGCCUUUGGAUUCUUCUUCCCAGUCGGCGGCAUCAUGAUCCGAUUAGCAUCAUUCCGUGGCCUGUGGUGGAUUCAUGGUCUGUUCCAGAUUUUCGCGUACAUUUUAUACAUUGCUGCUUUUGCUCUCGGUGUCUACAUGGUCACUCAGUCACCAAUCGACGACAUGCUCCACAACGUACAUCCGAUCAUCGGCAUUAUCCUCUUGGUCCUCAUCUUCUUCCAACCCAUUCUCGGCUUCCUGCACCACUUGAUGUUCAAGAAGUAUAGCAGACGCACAUUCUGGAGCUACGGUCACCUGUGGCUAGGCCGCAUCGUCAUCACACUCGGGAUCAUCAAUGGUGGACUUGGCCUUCGAUUCGCUCGCCAGUUCCCACUCGCACCACCAUCGAACGGCGCAAUCAUCGGGUACUCGGUGGCCGCUGGUUUCAUGUGGCUAUUGUAUGUGAUCUCGGUGGUGAUCGGCGAGAGGCGUCGGAGCAGCGUCAAGCAGGUCGCUCCUCCAACUUACAAGGAGGCAUCUGAGACUGGUAGCGCUCGUAGCAAGCGCAGUCGCCAAGAGUACGCGUAA